Messenger RNA from Penaeus vannamei (Pacific white shrimp), 2744 nucleotides. Its product is annotated as caudal type homeobox. Gene Ontology annotation, molecular function: RNA polymerase II transcription regulatory region sequence-specific DNA binding; DNA-binding transcription factor activity, RNA polymerase II-specific. Lineage: Eukaryota; Metazoa; Arthropoda; Malacostraca; Decapoda; Penaeidae. Gene Ontology annotation, cellular component: nucleus. Gene Ontology annotation, biological process: cell differentiation; embryo development; animal organ morphogenesis. The record is from RefSeq and is a predicted model, not a curated record.
GUGGAGGCCGCCCCAACACGGUCGCGUCGCUCGCACGGAUUUGCACGCGCUCUUCGGCACUCACUCGCUGGCUCUCCACUUGACACUGACUGGCGAAGGCGCUGGGGACUGGGAAAGAGAUCUUUUUCUAUUGUGGAGUACAAGAGCUUCAUUCAGUGUGGAAAAGUACUUUGUUCUUUGCAUUUCCAUAGUUGUGGUACCUUUACAUGCAAGUACAGGUGUGCGACCCAGCAGGGUUCGUUGCGUUGUCGUGUGAUACUGUUGUGGCUGUGGUUGUGUUGUGACGCCAGACUGUGCAGUGUUGUGUAGGGGCACGUGCCCGGUGAUGGGCGUGACGCCCUGCUAGAGUACCAUGGUGCUGGUGGUUGGGGCCUCCGACGUCGCGAUGUUCCCCGCCGCCAACCGGCCGCCGCCGCACUCGGUGGUGGCCCAGCAGAGCCCCGCCGGAUACUUCGGCUACUACCCCCAGCAGGCUCCUCACCAUCACCACCACCACCACCCCCACCAGUACCCUCCCCCGGACCUCAACUGCAACCUGCAGCCCUUCAUGACGGGCCAGUUCUCGGACGGGCUGCAGGGCGGCGCGUGGCACAACACGGCCAUGUACAUGCCGCCGCCGCACCACACCGCCGCCGCCCCGCAGUGCCAGCAGCGCUCGCCGCACGGCUACGAGGAUUGGGGCGUCCCUCCCCUGCACCACACGGGCCCCACAGGCGCCGCAUCCCCCUUGCCGCACCCGCCCACCCUUUCGUCCAGCGCCGGGGGCCUGCAGCACCCGCCGCACACGCCCUCGCCCUGCGCGCCCGGGGCCACCGUGCAGCCGGGCCCGGGUUCGCCCACCUUCGGCCACUACCCGAAAUUGACCCCCGUGGGCGCGCCGCCCGACUUCGGCAGCGACGAAGGACUCGGCGGCGGCGGCGCCCAGUCCCCGAACGAGGGCGUGCUGCCGCCCCAGGGCGACGGAGCCGACGCUGGAUCGCCGCCCACCGCCCACGCACCGCCCUCGCGCCCGCAGCAGUUGCGAUCCCCGUACGAAUGGAUGAAAAAGCCCUCGUAUCAAGCGCAACCCAACUCAGAUGGCGCGUUCCUGGACAUGGACGGGAUGACGAUGAAAGGCAAGACUCGCACCAAGGACAAGUACCGUGUUGUCUACAGCGACCACCAGCGACUUGAGCUGGAGAAGGAGUUCCAUUAUUCCCGCUACAUCACCAUCAGGAGAAAGUCUGAGCUCGCCUCCAUGCUGGGGUUGUCCGAGAGACAGGUCAAGAUCUGGUUUCAGAACCGACGAGCCAAGGAGCGGAAGCAGAUGAAGAAGCGGGACGAGCUCCUGCAGAAGGAGAAGCUGGAGAAUCCCCAGUACCACGCGCCCACCGUCACCCCCGUGCCGCCCAUGCCCCCCAUGCACGCGCACGUCUCCUCCGCCCAGCACCUGCCCACGUCGAAGCCCCUCAUGAUGGACGUGAAGCCGGUCUUGGGGCUGGACUGACCCGAGUCUGCCUUCUAUUGGAGCCAGUGACCUGCACCAGACUUCUGACGGAGACGAGUACCAGAGACCCUUGAUAGCGCGAUGAGAUGGCCUGAUCGCUGGCAACACCUGACGAAGGCGCACCGCAGCGGCCGUUGGUCCCGGGUGGUCAUUUCGUGUUGCCAGUUCGUGUCGAGACGUGAAAAACUGCCUGGAAUUCUUUCUUUACUGUCUACCGGAGCUUGAGGACUAAUGCGUCGUAGUGUAUAGUUUGUGUAACAGUGAAAAACAAUCGUGAGAGACAUUUUACUUACGGGUGAGCUUUCGGUGGAUGUUAAAGAAAGGGAAUGGUGGUGAAUCCCAAGUGAAAGAACAGCAGUGAAUUGAAACGGCUGACAGCAAACUUUUAUGGCUCUCGGGUAGCUGAUGUAAAUCUAGAAAAAUUAUCAGUGAAUUUUAUGAAAAGGCUUCGUCUUACCUCGGGCGAAAAAGCGAAAGUGACACGCACAGAUCAUCGUUAUUGUGGAAGGUCCCUGUUUCCGUGUCAGCGAUGAAACGGCCGUCACACUCCACGCAAGUGCAACCGGGCCCGCUCGAAGAUGCUGGUGCAGUUGCACACUCCAAUGAAAGGCAAAGAAUAAACGGUUUCACUCAACUGUGAAUCGACUAUUUAUGAACAUGUAAUGUCAGUGACUAAACAUAAAAAUCUCAUUCCCGCGUAUAAACAAUCGCACGUUAUUUGAUUUUAAUGAAUAGGUAGCAAAGUAUAUUGUUGUAAUUCUAACUUAAUGAGAAGCAGCAGCCACCGACGACGAAGGCGCUGCGGGCGAGAGAUUUAUAUAAUGGUCGUAAGCAGCCGAAGGAAGGGAAUUCCUGCUGUUAAAACUGUACUGCACUCUACCUCCCGACCCUGCCCUCGGAACGCCACACUCAACGGGAGAGGAACUAGAUAUGUUUGUAUAUAUACACUCAUGUUUUGACUUUUCAGUUUUUUAGCUGGUUGUAAACAAUUCGACAGUAAGCAGACAGCUGUUUGACGUCUUACUUAGGAGCACCAGUGCAGGCAGAAGGAAGUGAUUGGACCCGUGUAUGUAUGUAUGUGUAUGUGUGAGUGUGUGUGUGACAGUAUGUCCGUUAAACUGUUAGUUUUUUGUUAUCUAUCCAUAUCCUGAUGCCACAGAAGGAACGUCAAUGGGAUCAAUAUGACGUGAACAAUAAUAGUAUUAUGAUUAUUCCAGAUUAAAUUGGUGUUGUCUAAAGAAAAAUUAAUAAAAUUGAU